Molecule: messenger RNA, 687 nt
Organism: Colletotrichum phormii
Lineage: Eukaryota; Fungi; Ascomycota; Sordariomycetes; Glomerellales; Glomerellaceae
Product: cysteine dioxygenase
Exons: 2
Coding region: 1-687 (228 amino acids)
Biological process (GO): L-cysteine catabolic process
Molecular function (GO): cysteine dioxygenase activity; ferrous iron binding
Source: RefSeq, a predicted model, not a curated record
AUGCCGUACUUCGAAGACACAACUAGCCUCAAAGGUCUUAGCAAGUUCGAUGACCUUGUGACGGCCUUGAGGGACGCUCUCGGUUCUUCAGGCUUGACCUGUGAUGACAUCGACCUUGACUUCUUGAUGGACCUCAUGAAGACCUAUACCAGCAACGAGAAAGAAUGGAAAGCCUUUGCACUAGCCAAUCCUAGCAUGGCAUACACUCGUAACCUUGUAGACGAGGGCAACGGCAAGAGUAACUUGUUGGUCCUCGUCUGGACGCCCGGCAAGGGAAGCCCCAUCCAUAGUCACAGUAACGCACACUGCUUGAUGAAAAUCCUCAAAGGCAGCCUAACAGAGACACGUUACGACUUUCCCCAAGAAUCGAACCGAGAAAUUAUUUCAACCCCCCUAGACGACAGGAAUGCAAGCAUGGAUGUCGCUUUGGAGUCAGUUUACACGGAGAACGAUGUGGCCUAUAUGAGUGAUGACCAGGGUGUGCACAAGAUGUGGAACAACAGUGACAAGUUUGCCGUUUCGCUCCAUCUCUACACGCCUCCCAAUAUCGUCAGGAACGGUUGCUACGUCUUCAAUGCUGACACCGGGAAGGGAACUCUUGUGAAAAACUGCGAGUACUAUUCUGUUCGGGGUCAUCGAUUGGACGGGCUGGUGAGGGAGACGGAAGCCGUGUCAUCUCUACUUUGA